Filobasidium floriforme is the source of this 4685-nucleotide messenger RNA. RefSeq lists its product as uncharacterized. Gene Ontology annotation, biological process: sister chromatid cohesion. Bases 85 to 4548 code for a protein of 1487 amino acids. The record is from RefSeq and is a predicted model, not a curated record. The transcript is spliced from 15 exons. Lineage: Eukaryota; Fungi; Basidiomycota; Tremellomycetes; Filobasidiales; Filobasidiaceae. Gene Ontology annotation, molecular function: chromatin binding. Gene Ontology annotation, cellular component: nucleus; cohesin complex; chromatin.
CGAUGAUCACAACAUCACCAGCUCGCCAAGGUCGCCACCGUAACGACGCACAGGGAGAUAGUGGAUACCUGACUCGACCACGCCAUGUCCGACGUAGGAAUGGACGAACAACCUAGACGGAGCGGGAGGCAGAGGAAGGCGACGCAGCAGUAUGGCAAUACCGGUACCGGUACGGCGAGAGAUGAUGAAGAUGAUGAGCUUUCGGAGGAGGAGUUGUCAGAGGAAGAAGAGGACGAGGUGGAGUCUGACGGGUCCAUGAUCGAAGUCCGCCCGACGAAAAAAUCUAAACCCAACCCUCCCACCUCUACGCCGAAGAAGAAGGGCCAGACCACACCCUCUUCCGCCAAGUCCAAGUCCAAGACCAAGACAUCUACGCAAGCCAGAACCAAGACCACCGCUGAGGCGAAAAGCAAGUCUUCUUCUGGGAAGGGGAAAGGAACGACUAAAGGCAAAGGCAAAGGCAACGGCAAGGGGAAGGGGAAAGAAAUCGCCGGCAAGCAGGGCAAGUUGGUCGGGGAUGGAGAGUUGGAGAUUAGUGAUGAUAACGGGUUGUUCAACGCCCUCAUGGACCCCCAAACGCCCAUCAUCCAAGUCCUCGAAGAGUGGUUGUUGAACUAUCAAGCGACCGGCGGGGAAGGCGACGAGGAUGAAGAGGAAGCGAGGGAGGAGGAGAAGAGGUAUCUGGCAGAGCUAGUUGGGUUUGUUUGGAGGUGUUGUGGGCUGUCGAACGAGAUCUCUCCUGACGUCGCGGACGAUGUGGACGGUGCGCCGGAGAGGAUCGAUGAUGUGCAUACCGAGUUGCAGGAGGCCAAAGAGGGCCCAGUGUACCCGCUCAUCUCACGGGCGAAAAACUUCAGGGCGAUCCAGAAGAACCUACCCGACAUGCUCAUCACCUUUAUCGACCUCCUCAACAACGGCCCCUUGCUCUACAUUACCGACUCGUCACCACCACCCGAGACCGGACCGACGACGCCGCUGGUGUCGCUUUUGCUCACCUGGUUGAACCCGAUGACCAUGAGUCCGUACAGGGCUAUCCGACAUACGGCGACGUUUAUCGCCAUGUCCCUGGGAGUGGGUAUCUGCAAGGUCGCGCAAAAGAUAGAGGAUCUGGUCGGGAAGGCCGAAGCGGGAAGGACCAAGAGGGCGGAGAACAAGGGCAAGGCGGCGGCCAGCAAGGGAGGGAAGGGUGACGCGUUCGAGACUCAGAUCAGGCAAGGCAAGGCCAAGUUGAAGGUUCUGCAUGAGUAUCUGGACGUCAUUUGGGAUGGAGUAUUCGUACAUCGAUAUCGAGACAAGGAUGCUGCGAUCCGGUCAGACUGUCUCGUCAUGUUGGGGAGGUUCAUCGAUGCCUACCCUCGCAAGUUUCAGGAUACGGACCAUCUACAAUACGUUGAUUGGGCGUUGACGGAUUCGGACCAGCAUUCCCGACUGGAAGCCGUCAAGAUUCUCGUCCCUCUCUACACCAAGGCCGACAACAUGUCCUCGACCAGGACGUUCACCAGCCGAGCCAUUCCUCGUAUCAUGGAGAUGGCCGUUCGCGAUAUCAACGUGCCCGUCCGCGUUGAAGCCAUCAAGGUCUUGAUCGCGCUCGACGCUUCGGGCUUCUUGAGCGACGAGGACGAGGAGAGGCGGGAGAGUUUGGGCUGUCUCCUGUUCGAUCGGGAGCCCAAGAUUCGCAAGGCUGUGUCCGGGCUCGUACGGAAUUGGUACAACGAGCGGACCGAGGAUCUAAAGGCGCUGGCGGCCGAGGAGCAGGAGCGGAAUGCGCCGCAAGGAGCGGCUGCCAAGCCCAAAGCACCGAAAAAGCCCAAGAGGAAAGCGCCGAAGAAGCGCAACACUGAAGCCGAAGAAAACGAGGACGAAGCGGUCGAGGACGAAGACGGCGAGCCAGAGGAUGACGCUGAUACCGACGACGCAGAAGCUGAAGCGGACGUUGAUGACGACCGCGAUCAGAGGUUCAUCGAGAUGAAGGUCCUGGCGUCGAUGCUCAUGGGUUUCUCGAGCCGUCUGGAAAGGCCGACCGAUCUGCAGGACUCGCAGCUCGCCGCACCGGUUACCCAGACUCAGACACAACAAAAGCAAGCUCAGCGCGAUCGGGAGCUACUGGCAGCUCUGGCGAGCGUGACGACGCCGCUCCAUACGCACGCGACCGUGGCCGCCGAGACGUUCUGGAACACGGACAUUCAGGCUGUCCACGAUUGGGAGAGCAUGAUUGCCUUUUUGGCCGUAGACCAUUCGACCAGCAAGGACGAAGGCAAGUUGUGGGCGCUCGAGCCGGAGCAAGAGACGUUCUUCCUGGACUUUGCGACCGUGGUAGUCACCAAGGCCGUGUCCGGAGAAAAGAGCAAGAAGAAAUCCGUUGACGAAGAAGAUACUACGGCGGCGGAUGUCUCCCAAGAGCUCGUCAACACGCUUCCCAAGCUGUUCACAAAAUACCAGAGCGACUCUGGCCGAAUGGUCGAAGUCUUGCGAUUGGCGUCGCAUAUCGAUUUUCAGACUUAUUCGGAACACCGACUGGUACCGGCCUACGAAGCGAUGUGGAACGAUAUCUCGCGCCAAUUUCUACGACAUACCGACGCCGUUGUCUUGCGCGAGGUGCUCAUCCUCAUGCGCAAGAUGAACUCGGCGACCUCGCUCGAGGCCACCAACCAGGAAAAGUUCGAUCAGCUCAAAGAGUCCCUGUCGACCGCGCUUCACGAGACGCUGGCGGAUAGGAAUUUGGCAGGCGACUCGCUGGAGGACGAGGACGUACAGAACAUCGAAUCGGGACUUUUGCGGGUCAAGACGUUGAUGUCCCAGUACAACGUAGAAUCGUUGUUUACCGUCAAUGAACCUGAAAGUGACGAGGCCGACAUGUUCGACGUCAUUUUGGCGCUGUCGUCACGUGGGCAAUUGGGCUAUCGAUCGGAAAUCAAGGUGGUACAAUACGCCAUGUCUAUCCUCUUACUCCAUCUGUCUUGGACGAUGAAGGACUUGAAGCUAGAGACAGUUCAAACCGACGACACGAUCCGCGUGCGGAUCGAGAAACAACGAGAUGCCGUCGCUCGAGUGUAUGAGCAGUAUGCUGUCAGCAACGAGACGAACGCAGUCGAGGCUGUCCGUCGAGAGGCCAUCUCGAACCUACUGCGUUUGCACCUGCUUUUCCGGCCGAUCUCGCCUCAUCCUGCCGACGCCGCGAUCGCCCCCGCAAGAAAGGUCCUCUCUCUGGAAAUGGACGACGCUAUCCAGUAUCGAUGUGCAGGCGCCAUCCAGGCUGCCAUCGAACGACAGACCGAGAUUGAACAUGGCGACGAUGACGCCUCGGACGCCUCGAGUGAUUUGACGGUAGACGAUGAUGAGAGUAACGCAGAGGAUGCUCGGAAACGACGACAGGAGAAGAAGGAUGGAAAAGACAAGCCUCCCACGACAGAGACCCUCGUUGGAUCGGCUCAACUUCAGGACCUACUGUGGAGUUUCAUCCACGCUAUGCGAGCCCGAGUCGUCGAUGCCCAACACGCCGGGGUCAUGCUUUCGCAAUAUGGCCGCCUCGACAACUCUUUUGACCAAGCCAUGCCGUCUCUGGUUGAGGUUCUGCAAGAGGAAGGUCUUUACAACAAGGAUUCGGAGAUGGUCACCCAUGUCGCAGCUCAGGCAUUACAACAGUCUUUCGAAGUCUACCUGGAAUCGACAUGCGAAGAACUCCCCGUCCACACGAUCGAUCUCGCCCGUCUACUCUCCCGAGCCUUCUUUACGCACAAGGCGGCCUUCAAGGUUCAACGACAACUCGACGCCUCAGCCAUAAGCGAUUUCCAUCAGGACGGAUUGUCUUGGGCCUUGACAAAGACGUCGGGAUUCUUGCGACAGGAAAAGGCGAGCAAGGUCAAGAAGCUGAAAGACCGGUUCCGAGGCAAAGCGGCGGGUGCGAUCAGGUACUUCGGGGUUUUAGGGAUCCUCCUACCUGGAGUUGAGGGAAGGGAGGCUCUGAAGAUUAAGCACCAACUGGACAUCACCAUGAAAGACCUGGACAUCAAACCGGCCAAGACGAAAUUCUGGGAACCUCUCGCGCAUUACGAUAAGCGGCUCAUCUCGGUCGCCGCUUCGGACAACAAGGUCAAGGCGGCCUCGAAGAAACAGGUCGACAAUUCGAAAUCGAAAGAGGUCGUCGACGAUGAUACGGAGGAAGAUGAUGAGAACGACGACGAGGUCGACCAGGCAGCUGCUUCGAGACCCGCGCCUAAGCAACGGAGACGCGGCGAGGAUCAACCUGAAGUGGAAGUUGAAACAGGAGGCGAGGAUGAAGAGGGCCAGCCGGAGGCUGAAGCUGAAGAUGGCGCCGGCUCAGAACCCGGCGAGGACGAGGACGCCGUUGAUCUCGAAGGCCAACAAGAUGGAGAAGAGGCGGACGAGAUCGAUCGACCCGCCACUGCAGGUUCCAAACGGGCUCGGGAGGAGGAUGACGAGGUGGAAGUAGAGAAUGAGGGUCAGGACGAGAACGGCGAAGAUGACGGAGCCGAGGAGGAGGAUGAUACGGUGCAGGAUCGGCCGGUCAAGCGGACCAGGAGGGAAUGAGGGGCCUUUUCGCUAGGACGUGUUUCAGUCUUCGAGCAUGUUUUACGCAUCGAAAGAGCCUGGUGCUGUUGCUUCUAUGUCAUUACGCUUUAUAAUCAGUAACUUGUAUGUCAACAUCGCAUCGAUGCCUUACGAAC